AUGCCAACCUCUAUUUCGGCUACCAGAGCCGAUUCAUUCCUACCACCAAGCGUGGGUCAAUCGAAAUCGAUCCUUCGCCGUCAAGGAGAUAAUGUUAAGCGGAAACUUGACAUGCUCGACAUGGAAGAGGGCACUCAGGAACCUCAGACUCCCGCAAAAAGACGCAAAGUCCUGUUCAGCGACUCGAGCCCCAUCGUCCAUGAAAUCCUCGCUGACGUCCGAGCGGAGGUGCGCCGCACGCUCGACCGACAUCGUCAAGGUCAGGAUGAGGAGUACCAGACCCUCAAGCAACACUUUUCUCUCGAUACCCGCCGCGCUAGCGACCACCUUGGCACCGAAGACGAUGACGAGCCUCCUAUCAGGCCCCACGAACUGACACAAUACGUCCUCGCCCUCGCUUCCUGUGCGCCGACCCUCAAGGAACGGCCGUUCCGAGAUCUUGUUCAGGCCGUCCUCAAGUGCGCCUGGGUUGGCCGCGACGACAGGUUUGUCCACGCCUACAUUGAAUUCCUGGCUGCUCUUGCCAGCAUCGGGUCUUAUCUUUCGGAGGCUCUUGGGCUCAUCUUCGACUACUUCUCUGAGACAAGGAAGUCUCGGUGGACCGUCCCAGGAUACCCCGAGGUCUCUAAGCGGACUCAUGUCACAUAUGUCAGGCAUCUGCUCCGAAUCCGACAGUACGCGCCCGACGCCGGAACAAGUCUCUUGAAUCUCAUUGUUGAACAACUCGUCCAUAUCGACGUGAGCAUGCAAGCUGACCUCGACGACUUUGAUGACGACCUCGUGACGGCUGUUCACCGAGCGUUGGCGGAGGCCAAGGCAAAAGCUCUGCAAGACGAGGAUUCUGCCGACGAGAGCGAUGAAAGCGACGACGACGAUGAUGACGAAGAGCAUGAACAGCUGCAACGGAUCAAAACCGUCAAGAACCAUAUCGAAAUCUUGGACGCCGUCAUGGACAUUCUUUUCAAGUUUCACGACCCUUACUUUGCGAAUCCCACCUCAGAAACCGCCACCACUCAGUGCGGCAUCCUACUUUCUCAGUUUACAAACAUUCUUCUCCAAAUGCGCAAGUCCCGGCAUACCCAGUUUCUCCUCUUCCACUUCACUCAGAAAUCAGAUGCGCUUGCCAGCCAAUUCAUCGAUACCUGCGAGAAGGUUGCGUUUAGGAGUGCACCGUCCGUGUUGGGCGACUAUGCAGUCUCCUACUUGGCUAGCUUUCUCGCGCGAGGCGCGCACAUACCAUCUUUCCUCAUUCAGGCUGUCUUCCGUCGCCUACUCCAGACCCUAGACCGCCGGCGAGCCACCUACGAGCAGGCCUGCCAAGGGCCAAACAUUGAAAAGUAUUACUCGUACUACUCUCUAUUCCAAGCCAUACUCUACAUCUUCUGCUUCCGAUGGAAAGAUUUAGUUGUUUCGGCUCCCGAAACCGUUGAUGGCGAUGACCCACUGUCCUACAUUGGCCAGGAUCUGGACUGGGGUCAACAUACUCGGAGAAUCCUCAAGAACAAUGCCCACAGCAAGCUUAACCCCCUCAAAGUUUGCUCCCCUGGCAUAGUCGAGGAAUUCGCGAAGCUCGCGCACAAGCUCAAUCUUGUGUAUGUCUAUCCCAUCCUGGAAAUCAACAAGCGAGUGAGGCUCUCGCAAUACAUCAAGAGCUCCUACAGCACGGGUGGCAGGCUUCGCGAUAUCGGGAACGAGUCUGCCCGGGAUGACCACUCCCUCCAGCUCGAUUCCUUUUUCCCUUUUGAUCCCUACCAGCUCCCUAGCAGCAAGUUGUGGCUCGAGGGCGAUUACCUACCCUGGUCACCCAUUCGCGGCCUCAAUGAAGAUGAAGACGAUGGCUACGACAGUGAUGAUGAAGACGAUGAUCUGGAGAGCGUCGACGCCGAUUUGAUUGAUGACGAAACCGCCACGAGCGGUGAAGAGGAUGAGGAUGAGGAUUGA
This is a messenger RNA of Parascedosporium putredinis, 1941 nucleotides long. NCBI's taxonomy places the organism in Eukaryota, Fungi, Ascomycota, Sordariomycetes, Microascales, Microascaceae. The record is from the annotation of a GenBank genome assembly.